AUGGCAUUUGAAGAUAAAAUGGAAAAUUAUUACGAAUUCGAUAAAUUAGAUAUCGUUGGUGCCUUGAAUAAUCUUAACUUAGAUGAAUUCGAUAAUAAUGAAACCAAUAAUGAAAAGUCUAAAUUUAGAAAUUCUGGCAAUAGUAAAGGGAUUAAACUUAAUGAAAAUAAUGAUCAUACCAGUAAUGUUAAUAAUGGUAAUAAUAGCAUGAAUAAUAAAGACAGGAAUAGUCAAAAUAAUACCAAUGAAAGAAAUAAUUCAACUAAAGAUUUAACUCCUAACUUAACACCAAAUCCAAACUUAAACCCCAAUGCAACCUUAACACCAAACCCAAACUUGACUCCAACAUUCGAAUGGACUCCUUGGUCAAAUUUCAAUUAUCCACUGAGUGCUCCACCAUUUAUUUAUGAAGAUGAAAAGAUCAAACCUUUUGAAUUAGGUAAUAAUAUUCUUACUUCGAAUUCUUACAAUAUGAAUGUCGGUAUUGGUUCUACUACACCAAACGUUAACAAUGUUUCAAUGCACGGUAUGAAUAAUGUUAAUAAUGUUUCUGUUGGUUCAAUUAACAGUGUUAACAACGUCAAUAACGUUAAUAAUGUUAAUGGAGGAAUUAAUUUGAAUUUACCUUUCCAAACUCCUCCCCAAAUUAACCAGCCUUUUGAAGAAGAAAGUCGUCCUGCCAGUAGAUCAGGUUCUGGAUCAAGUGUUUCACCUGACUAUUCAUCCAAUUUAUGGCAACAUCAAGUUCAACAUCAAGUUCAGCAACAAGUUCAACAACAAGUUCAACAACAAGUUCAACAGCAAGUACAACAACAAGUACAACAGCAAGUACAACAAUUACAACAGCUGUAUUUGGGAUACAAUCAAAGAUUCAAUCGUCGUAACUCAGUUUUCAACGAUUCCAAUGUUCACCGCAAAGUUCAUACAACUAGACGUAAAGGUGAUGAUGCUUCGAAAUAUAUUAAUGCUAAAUUAGAAGAUUUCAAUGGUGAAAUUUAUUCAUUAUGUAAGGAUCAACAUGGUUGUAGAUUCUUACAACGUCAAUUAGACUUAAGUAAAGAUAUUGAGAAUCAUACCAAUUCGACUAAUAACAGUUCAAUCGCAGCUACUUUGAUUUUCAAUGAAAUAUACCUCAAAAUUGUGGAAUUAAUGAUUGAUCCUUUUGGUAACUAUUUAAUCCAAAAAUUGUUUGAAACUGUUUCCAUUGAUCAAAGGAUAAUUUUGGUGAAAAAUGCUAGUCCAGAAUUUAUCAGAAUUGCCUUGGAUCCUCAUGGUACAAGAGCUUUACAAAAAUUGGUUGAAUGCAUUUCAACAGUUGAAGAACUGAAAUUAAUCAUUGACAAUUUAUCACCACACAUUGUUUCAUUACUGAGAGAUUUAAAUGGUAAUCACGUAGUUCAAAAAUGCUUACAAAGAUUAAAUCCAAGAGAUAAUCAAUUUAUUUUUGAUAUUGCCAGUAAUAAUUGUAUGGAAAUUGCUACUCAUCGUCAUGGAUGUUGUGUCUUACAAAGAUGUUUGGAUCAUGGUAAUUUACAACAACGUAAACAAUUGAGUGCUGUCAUUGCUGCAAAUGCUACCAACUUAAGUUUAGAUCCUUUUGGUAAUUAUGUUGUUCAAUAUGUUUUGAGUAGAGGUGACGAACAAUCAAUUACUUUGAUUAUUAAUCAUAUCAAAUCCAAUUUGGUUUUAUUGUCACUUCAUAAAUUUGGUUCCAACGUUAUCGAAAAAUCUUUACGUAUUUCAUCAUUAUCAACGACUUUGAUCAACGAAUUAUUGAAGAAUUCUUCUCAUUUCCCCGAUUUAUUGAACGAUCCUUUUGGUAAUUAUGUUUUACAAACUUCUUUAGAUGUUGCUUCAAAGAAUGAAUUGACCAAAUUAGCUAAUGUUUUAAAUCCUUUGUUACCAAACAUUAGAAAUACUCCUCAUGGCAGAAGAAUUUUAUCAAAAGUUCAGUCAAUUGUUAUUUAA
Yamadazyma jaroonii is the source of this 1968-nucleotide messenger RNA. Lineage: Eukaryota; Fungi; Ascomycota; Pichiomycetes; Serinales; Debaryomycetaceae. The record is from the annotation of a GenBank genome assembly.